AUGGUAAUGGUAAUUAUCAUCAACAACAUGAAUCAACAUCAUCGAACGCUGAUCAUCAAAUGAUCGGUGGUAACCGGCAACAACAACAAUGUUAUCGACAUAUAAUAUCAAUCGAUUCAUUGGUGAUUAAUAAAGAAUUGGGUAUCGGUGAAUUUGGUGUUGUACAACAAGGUGUUUGGACCAAUAAAGAUGGACAACGUAUCCAGGUGGCCAUCAAAUGUUUAUCAGCUGUACGAUUAGAAAAUUCACGGUUAGAAUUUCUAAAAGAAGCAUCCAUAAUGCAUUCAAUAUCAAAUGAACAUAUUGUACAAUUAUAUGGUGUUGUAUUGGAACCAUCGGUUAUGUUGAUUACCGAAUUAGCACCAUUACGUUCACUAUUAGAAUGUUUAAAAGAAUCAACAUUAAUAACACAUUUUCCAUUAAUAUCAUUAUGUUUAUUUGCACAACAAAUUGCCGAUGGUAUGGCAUAUUUGGAAUCGAAACGCCUGAUUCAUCGUGAUCUUGCUGCACGUAAUAUUUUAGUUUUUAAUAAAACUAAAAUAAAAAUAUCCGAUUUUGGUUUAUCACGUGCAUUAGGUGUUGGUAAAGAUUAUUAUCAAAGUAAUUUUAAUGUUAAUCUUAAACUACCGAUUGCAUGGUGUGCACCUGAAUGUAUAAAUUAUUUAAAAUUUACAUCACAAUCUGAUGUUUGGGCAUAUGGUGUUACAUUAUGGGAAAUAUUUUCAUUUGGUUUUCAACCAUGGGCAGCAUUAACUGGACAACAAAUAUUGGAAGCAAUUGAUAUACCAAAUUAUCAACGUUUAGAACGGCCAGAAUGUUGUCCAAAUGAAUAUUAUCAAUUAAUGUUGAAUUGUUGGAAACAUGAACCAAAUUUACGGCCAAAAUUUUCCGAAAUCAUAAAUCUUUUACCAGAUUGUAAACCAGAAUUAUUACAAGCUAUAAAAAAUUCUGAUAAUCCGAUGUGUAAAUCUGAUUAUCUUUCAUAUAAAUCUGGUGAUAUUGUCACUGUUAUUGAUAAAGAUAAUGAUAAUGAUAAUAUGGAUCAAGCUACAAGCAACAACAAUGGUAUAAUGUUAUGGAAAGCAGUUACAAAUGAACGUAAAACUGGUCUAAUAAAUCCAAGUGAUUUUGUUGCUUAUCUGGGACAAAAUUUACCAUCAUCUUCAUCAUCAACUAAUCAUAAUCAACAAAAUAGUCAUCAAUCAUCAUCAUCAAGUUCAUCAUUUGUUCAAUCAUUACUUUCUGGUGGUAACGGUAGUAAUGGUGGAUCGGGAAAUACUAAUGGUAACCAUCACCAAAAUCAUCAUUCGAAUCAUCAUCAUUCACAUUCACAUUCAGCAUCAUCAAUAGCAUCGACUGUAUUACAACAUUCAUCAAAAUUUUUACGUGGAUUUUUAGAAUCAACUAAGAAUCAUCAUUCAAAUAAUAACCAUGGUGGUGGUGGUUUAUAUAGCCAUUCACCACAUGGACAAAGAAAACAUCAUCAUAAUCAUCAUCAACAGCAUCAACGUCUUUGUCCAGAAAUGAUUUCAAGACCACAAGGUGAUCUUAAACAUACUGGUCAUGUUGGUGCUGAUGGUAUUUUUUUCGGUGAUGUUUCAUUUCUUGAUGGUAAAUAUCAUCAUGUACAACAACAACAACCAUCAUCAAAAUCGAAUGGAAUAUUGAAUAAUAAUGAUGUAAUGGAUUCGAAGUUGUCAAAAUCAAAUCAACGUAAAUUGACUAUAUCAGGUCCAAUACAGAAUUUUCAAUCAAAAAAUCGAAAAUCAUCAAUCGAUUCAAAAGCAAUAUAUUCAAAUUCAUCACAUGAAUAUCAUGAAAUAAGCGAUAAUGAUAAUAAUGGUGAUGAUAAUGAUGAUGAUGAUGAUGAUGAUUUGGGUGCAUUGGAAAGUCCACCAUUUGAGAUUCUGGAUUUUGGUCCAUCAUUAAUGGAAGAAGUAUUCCGUGAAUUAGAUCAUAUAAAACCAGAUUUAAAUAAUGAUGCUGGUGAUUGUGAAACAGCUAUCAAUGAAAAUAGUAUUAAUGUUAAAAAUGAAGUUCGUGAAUUGAAUUUAAAAAUGUGUAAAGAAUCAAAUCAAAUGAAAAAAAAUAAAUCGAAUGUAAAACCAAUAUCCGAAGCAGAACAAAAUGAAUUAGAUUCAGCAAUUGCAAUGGCAAAAGAUAUUGCUAAUCGUACAAUGAUGGAAGAUGAUUUAGAUUUGACUAAAAAUGAUUCACCAAAAACACCAAAUUCACCGAAUAAACAACGGAAAUUUUCAUUUAAAUUUCCAGUUACUGGUCAUCAUCAUCAUCAUCGUUCACCAAAAAAUGAACGUCGUACAUUUAGUGAAGAAACAGAAUCAAUUGGAAAUAUAAUUGAAAGUAUUACACCGGCUGCUAAAGAAGCAUAUAUGUCAUUGGUUGAUAAAGGUGUUGGUUGUUCGGUUAAUAAUGUACCAUCACUACCUCAAACGACAACGACGAACAAAGAAUCGACAACCAUAGAUCAAACAUCAAAUUCAACAAUGUUUAAUGUUGAUCAUCAAAAUGAUCAGAAUGAUGGUGAUGAUCCAAGUAAUGAAAAUAAUCCAUUACGAAUGUUACGUACAGCCGGAAUCGGUAAUGUAUUACGGCCAAAAAUACGUGGUAAUCGAUCAUUUUCACAGCCACGUUUACCAACAACAGCACAGACAGCCGGUUUAGCAAGAGUUGCAUCAUCAAGAUUACCAUUGGAAAAUUCAAAUAAUAUUGGUGGUGAAAUGCUACCAAUAAUGAUACAGCAACAACAAAAUCCAAAUGCAUUACCAUUACCACCAAGAGAUCGUAAUCGACCUUUGAUACAAUUGAAAACACAUCAACGUCGUCAUCCAUUAAUAAUACCGGCUGAAUUAUCAGAUAAAUUAAAUAAUGGUAACUAUCAAAAUCAUAUGAUUACUGGUGUUGGUGAUAAUGUUGAUGGUAAUUAUCAUCAUCAACAACAACAACCAUAUGAAUUAUCAUCAUCGGGUCAUAGACAUCAUCAUCAUGUUCCUGUAUUAAAACAAGUAUCAUGUCCACAAGUACCAGCUACAUUUUUAUCAAAAACAAAUCAACAUCAUUUUAGUAAAAGUUUUGAUGCUGUUGAAAUAGAUGAUGAUUGUAAUAAAUCAUCAACAACAACAAUGCCACAGCCGCCACCAAAACCACCGACAAGAAGAUAUUUAUCGGAUGAUUUAACCGAAUCAUUGGAAAGUGAAAUACAAAAAGCAUUUGAUAAUAUUAAAUUGGCUUGUUCGUCAUCAUCAUCAUCGUCGUAUUUACCACCAUCGACAACGAUUAUAUCAUCUUCUUCAUCGUCGUCGACAAACACUAUACCUCAACAACAACAACAAUCGAAAAAUGUAAAUCAGGAAAACAAAUCUGAACAGCAACAACCAAUGAAAUUAUCAUCAGUUUCAACAUUUACGAAUGGUAUUGUUGGUAGUACCGGUCAGAUUAAAGAUUCGAAUCCAGUACAAAAUGUUGUUGUUGUUGAUAAUGUUGUUGCUGAUGUUAAACCAACCAAUCAAACGAUAAAUGUUAUUAGUCAAUCGACAAUGUCGAAACCAUCACCACCACCACCAUCAACCACAUUAUCAUCAUCAUCAUCAUCAAUGGAAAAGUCAUUAAAAAGUCAAAGUUCAUUGAAAUUAUCGAAUCCACCAACACAACCACCUCCACCUAUACCAAGACAUCGAAAUAUUGAUAGUGAUGAAGUUCGUGUUAUGCAAAAAGUUCUUUCAAAUGAGAUAAAUUUAACUGCCGAAGAAUGUGCUAAAAUUCUCGAUUCAACCGAUUGGGAUAUACAUAAAGCUAUCAAAUGUAUUCGAUUACGACAACAAUUACGAAGCCAUAAUAUUAAUGUUGAUUGUGAUUGGUCAAAAAUGUUAACAAAAUUUAAUUGGAAUAUACGACAAGCAUCAAAUUAUUUGAUUGCAACACAAGGUGUUCCUGAAGAUACGACCGAAGUUUAGCGUUUUUUUUUGUUGUUUACUUUUCCUAAACAAACGCAACAACAACAACCAUACAUUACAUACUACAAGUUUUCGCUAGCCAAAAAAUCCAUGUGUGGUAGCUUUUCUUUCAAAACGAGAAUUCACAAAACGAAAAAAUAAUAAUCAAAAAAAA
This is a messenger RNA of Dermatophagoides pteronyssinus (European house dust mite), 4125 nucleotides long. RefSeq names its product activated Cdc42 kinase-like (gene Ack-like). Gene Ontology annotation, molecular function: ATP binding; protein tyrosine kinase activity. The record is from RefSeq and is a predicted model, not a curated record. Gene Ontology annotation, biological process: protein phosphorylation. Lineage: Eukaryota; Metazoa; Arthropoda; Arachnida; Sarcoptiformes; Pyroglyphidae.